Messenger RNA from Saccoglossus kowalevskii, 384 nucleotides. Its product is annotated as F-box only protein 48-like. The record is from RefSeq and is a predicted model, not a curated record. Lineage: Eukaryota; Metazoa; Hemichordata; Enteropneusta; Harrimaniidae. Gene Ontology annotation, molecular function: protein binding.
AUGGCCGUUCCGGUAGAUAUAAUGGACGUUCUCCCGAUGGAAAUUUGCAUGGAAAUCGCCCUGAAAAUGGACGCCUCUACGCUUUGUUACAUGUCACAGACAUGUAAAUCGUGGAACAAUGCCAUAGGUAACACCGAAUGGUUGUGGAGACUGUUGUGCCUAAAACUCAUAGAUGAUCAAAUGUAUGUACAGAAAGAUAGGUUACAGGGCUUCUCAUGGAAGAACACAUUUAUUAGGAACUAUGGGUAUAAUGCUAUAAAACGUCACUGGCUGGAUGGUACUUACAGCAAUAUCAACUCAUAUCAUGACCUACCAACAAAGUGUAUGUGUCCAAUGGAUUUGGAAACAUGGGGACAAGUACUGGAAUUGGAACUCUGCAGAUGA